AUGAAUGGGCAAGGUAAUUGUAGAAGGAUAAUCAUUUGGAAAACUAGACAUCUACGAAAUAUACAAUAUAGUAAGUAUUGUGAUGUUUGCAGAGGUGCUACGUUAUUUUCAACUGCAAGAGGUAGGAUUGAAGAAGGUAUAGAUUUUGAGAUUCAUUAUGAAAGAUGUAUUGUUGUGUUUGAAUUUCCAGCUUUGAGCAGUAAAGACACUUUGAUUUUUGAGAAACAUAGAUCUUUAGAAAUUUAAAAUAGACAAAUAAGUUUAUUGAAUUUGAUGCAACGACAUAAACAGGCUAAUUUUUGGUUAGAGUUCUAAGAGGUAAGCAAAUUAUUGAAUUAUGAGCAUAGUUGAUUGAGAUUUGGUUAGAAAGUAAAUUACAAAAAAAAAUGCCAUUAUGGAUUUAUAAAUAAUUAGAAGAAUGUCCAAAUUUUAUAAAUGAGACCUAGUUCGAAAUUUCUUUAAAAUUGUAUUANACCAUUAACUGUAGUGAUAGAAAGUUUAAGAACAUCAAGUUCAAAGAUGGGACUAGAUGUUAAAUUAUAGAGAUAUGA
This is a messenger RNA of Paramecium octaurelia, 551 nucleotides long. Lineage: Eukaryota; Ciliophora; Oligohymenophorea; Peniculida; Parameciidae. The record is from the annotation of a GenBank genome assembly.